Molecule: messenger RNA, 1434 nt
Organism: Oldenlandia corymbosa var. corymbosa
Lineage: Eukaryota; Viridiplantae; Streptophyta; Magnoliopsida; Gentianales; Rubiaceae
Source: the annotation of a GenBank genome assembly
AUGAGGGGCCCGAUUCCGCCACCGAAAUACGGCGCAGCGCCGCCGGAAGACGACGGAGAUCCCCUCAGGACAACCGCCAAUGCCCUCCCAAGCGUAGGGGCCGGGCUACGGAAAAAGGCAGCGGGAAUCCGACCAUGGCUCCUAUUGGACUCGACGGGGCAAACCCAAGUGGUGGAGGCCGGAAAGCACGCAAUCAUGCGGCGGACGGGGCUGCCGGCGCGUGAUCUUCGAAUACUCGAUCCCCAACUCUCUUAUCCGUCCAGUAUUUUGGGUAGAGAAAGGGCCAUUGUCAUCAAUCUUGAGCACAUCAAGGCCAUCAUCACUGCCCAAGAAGUUCUCCUCCUCAAUUCCAAAGACCCCUCCGUCAAUCCCUUUGUUGAGGAGCUUCAGCGCAGAAUAUUGCGUCAUCACCACAUCAAGUCCCAGCAUAUGAAUGCUAGCCCUCCCCGCAGAUAUUCCGGGAGCAUUACUAAUAACGAUGAGGAGGGUAAGACAGAUGGGAAACAGCAACCUUUGGAGAACCGCGACAGGCCUAAACUGCUUCCCUUUGAGUUUGUCGCUUUGGAGGCAUGCCUUGAGGCCGCUUGUAGUUCACUGGAGAAUGAAGCGAAAACAUUGGAGCUGGAAGCUCAUCCAGCUUUGGAUAAGCUGACUACUAAAAUUAGUACACUUAAUCUCGAAAGAGUGCGACAAAUCAAAAGUCGUUUGGUGGCAAUAACCGGACGAGUACAGAAGGUGAGGGAUGAGCUAGAGCAUCUGCUGGAUGAUGAUGAAGAUAUGGCUGAGAUGUAUCUCACUGAAAAGUUUGAAGAACAGCAACUUGAAAGUUCUUCUGUUUCGUCUAUACCUGAUCAAGAUGGCUCAGAUGAUGAAGUUAAUGGUCAAGAAAUGGAUGAUAGGGCCCCUGGUGAUCUGUUACUGGAAGGUAAAGAGGGUUCAACUAGUUAUGAUGCCGGCCUUCACAAUAGUGAAAAUGCACAAGAACAUCUAUAUGUUAGCACUCGGGCAUUGAGCAAAGAUAGUCGUGGAACCCGCACUAGUACCACGCAAAGUGGUAUAGGCAAGCAACUUGAUGUGGAAGAGCUUGAAAUGCUUUUGGAAGCAUACUUUGUCCGAAUUGAUGGCACACUGAAUGAUCUCUCCACUCUGAGGGAGUAUGUAGACGACACUGAAGAUUACAUCAACAUAAUGCUUGAUGAUAAACAAAACCAUCUCUUACAAAUGGGUGUCAUGUUGACAACUGCGACCCUUGUGGUAAGUGCUUUCGUUGUGGUGGCUGGAAUCUUUGGAAUGAACAUCUCGAUUGAAUUGUUCGACCCUACCAAGUCGGGGAUGCCGGAAUUUCUAUGGACCGUGGGGGGUAGUACCGCUGGUACCAUCAUCCUUUAUGUGGCUGCGAUUGCAUGGUGCAAGCAUAAACGCUUGCUGGAGUGA